GCCAUUCCGAGCGAUGGAUCCCUAUACUGCCAAACUGCCAGUGUGGUAGCCCAUGGGGAUCUUCAUCCUUCUUCGCUUGCAUGUCCUACCGUAAUACUCUCAUCACUCGCUGCUUCACUGUCUCUUGUCUCUGUCUCUCUUUCGUGAUCGCUGCAAUUGCCAAGCCUGCUGUUGACCACGUCCAAAAGGGGGCCAGCUUCAAGGCCAAAUCCACUCGCAGGCAGGCACAACUCUUGACCUUGGUGUGCUGUUCUUGUGUGUGUGCGGCGCUGCGCCAUUACCCUCCAGCCCGCCGAUAUCUCCGGAUAUACACAAGCCCCUUCUUGCAGCAACUUACCCACAUGUCCACCACACCCACAUCUAUUCCGUGAUGGCCAAGAAGGCACGUCAAAGAAUCAGCUACGUUCUCGAACGCGCCGACAAACAGGCCGGAGGCCACAAGCUCGGUGUCAAUGGCCUCGCUGUCAACCGCGACCAGUCAAUCCUCUACUCCGGAGGUCGCGACGGUACCGUGUGCGCAUGGGACCUGAACCUCGAUCUGAAUGGCAAGGGCCUCUCCUCCACGACCGACUCGACGUCCAACGACGCCUCAAAGUCCAACAACACCACCAAGUUCCGAGCCCAGACACUCGCACAUACCAAUUGGAUCUGCGAUAUCGCUCUGGCCCAGAAUAACGCCGCCGUCAUCACUGCCUCCCAGGACCAGAUCGUCAAGCUGUGGAGGCCACACGCAAACCAGAACGACGAACCUCACAAGAUCGGAGAACAUGCCGACUAUGUCAAGUGUGUCGCAUCGCCGGGGCAGCAGUCCUCCUGGGUUGCCACCGGCGGUUUUGAUCGGAAGGUGUAUUUGUGGGACCUGAAUGGCGGCGGCAAGACCCUCGAGAUCGACACCAAAGGCGAGGAGGUUCCAGAGAAGGGCUCGGUCUACUCGCUCAGCACCACCGAGAACAUGCUGGCCUACGGCGGGCCCGAGUCCAUCUUGCAUCUCUGGGAUCCCAGGGCUGGGAAACGAAUCACCAAGUUCCGCGGCCACACGUCUAACAUCCGCUCUAUAUUGCUUAGCGCCGCCGGCGAUAUGGUCAUGACAGGCAGCGCGGAUCAGACAGUCAAGGUCUGGAGCAUCACUGCGGGUCGCUGUAUGCACACCCUCACCAUGCACAACGACAGUGUCUGGUCGCUCUACUCAGAGGACCCCGAGCUCUCCGUCUUCUACAGCACCGACCGCUCUGGCUUGAUCGCAAAGACUGACGUGCGGGGGACCAUGGGUGAGAUGGACGAGGGCCUCUCCCUCGCCGUCGCUCAAGAGCAUGAUACGGUAUUCAGAGUAGUGGCAGCGGGCGACUACAUGUGGACGGCCACACAGAGGUCAUCCAUCAACCGCUGGCAUAGCAUCGACACAGGGGCCGAUAUCCCUCUGCCGGAACCUUUCAAACAACAACGAGCCUCGAUCGCAGCCAAUCUGCCGCCCUCGAAAUCAUCCCUGGUUGCUAAUGGCAAACCCAAGGAAAUCCCAGCAAGGUCCAUCCUCAGGAUAUCCAACACAGCGAGACUCCCCGCGCCGGAGCUUUCCCCGGGUGCAGAUGCUGACACACAAACGAUCGAGUCUGUUGUCAAUGUUUUGGAGCCCAUACAGCACGUACCAGAGGAGACAAUUGAGGGUCUCUUUGGCCUGGUCAAGCAUCGCUUACUGGCUGACAAGCGGCGGGUACUUACUCUGGACACGGCGGGAGACGUUCUGCUGUGGGAUCUAAUACAGUGUAAACCAGUCCAGAGCUUUGGAAAGAAGCACCUUGAGGAUGUGGAGCCCCUGGUUAAUAGCCUCGAGAACGUGUCACCCUGGUGUUCGGUCGACACCAGCUCUGGAAAUCUCACCGUCGUCUUGGAACCCUUCAACUGCUUUGACGCAGAGCUUUAUGCCGAUGAGCUGGUCUUGGAUGAGCCUGUCGAUUUCAGGGAAGAUCAAAGAAUCAACCAUGGGAAGUGGAUCCUGAGGUAUCUCUUCUCAAAACUCAUCGAUGAAGAGAUCAGGCGCGACGAGGCCCAUCGCGCCAAGUUGAACGAGACGGUCGAGAAGAAUAUCGCAGCAGCGAAGACGAGACCUCCGAUCAGCGUCGUAAUUCCUACCUUCCCAAACUUUGACCAGGCGGUUGAGUCCCCCAUGACUCCUAGAGCUAAUGGCUCGCAAUACCCACCGAUGACACCAGGCAUGGGCAUCGGGAUGGCUACUCCGGGUCUCCCUGGGGUCAAGGAGGAAGGUGUGGACAAGAGGACAUCUUCAGCCAGUCGACCGUCCCAGGAAAGGGAAGACUAUUUCACCAAUGCGAUAGUGUCAGCGGACGCCAACCAGGCUGCCAAACCUGCGACGACCCCAGCUGAACAGCCGGCCGAAAAUGGCAAAGACAAUGACAAGGAGAAGGAGAAAGAGAAGGAAAAGGAAAAAGACAAGGGCGACGCCAAGCAGCCCAGCACGCCUUUCACCAAGAAGUUCCGUAUGAACAUGACAUUCGGCACCAAAAAGCUUGGACGAUCGGCCUCAUCAACAGCAACAGAUAAGCCAGCAAUCACAGAGGAGAAAACAGCGGAAUCAGAAUCAUCAUCGAAUCAUGAACCGGAGAAGGAGUACGACGACAACUUCCUCGGCGUGGUCGAAAAGAUCCAGGAUGAGUAUGCGAAGCAAUUGAUCGAUAGUCCAGAAAAAGUCAUCGAGACAAGAGUGACGCCGAGCCUCACCAAUGAAACACCGGUGCUCAAGCUACCAGCAGGGACAAAGGUGAUCAUCCAAGAGGAGACUUCGGGGGGCAGUGCGGAACUAUACCGCGGGACGAUCGAGACGGUCGGCAUCGACGCCGAUAUCAUUGAGAAGUGUGCGCCGCAGUGGCUCGGCGAGGUACUACUGCUCAACACUGUUCCACAGAAGGAGCCUGUGAAGGUGUCGUUCGUUUUGAACCCGUGGCCAGAUUCGGGAUUACCCAGCCUUACGUCUGCGGAUGGAAACAAUCGCCUGAACGCCAACAAGAUGCUUCGCGUGAAGAAGAUCUUGGCGUACGUGGCGGAGAGGAUCGAUCCCACCUUUGAGCAGCCGGAAAACGACGCAGAACCCAACCCCGAUGUGAUGAAGGCCGAGGAGUACCUCGAGCUCUACUGUAACGAGCAGCUCCUGCCAAUCAACAUGACCCUUGCAACCCUGCGUGCUUACAUAUGGAAGGGCGGUAACGACGUUGUUCUGUACUACAAGGCCAAUGGAAAGAAGGAGAUCCCGUUGCCACCGCCUGAGCAGCCAGCAGCUCCGGAGGAAGAGAAUCCGGCACCUGCUCCUCUUGCCAGUGAAGGUUUGGCUGGGCAAGCUACCGCAGCCGCAGAAGCUUAGAUGCAUGAUCUGUUGCACGGCUCGGCGAUGGGAUUUAACUGGCAUGAGCGCAUCCUGGGUGGAGGUGACUCUAUUCUUCGGCCUGUCUAUAGGGGUAUCUUCUUCGAUAGACCAUUUGGGUCUUGGUACAUAAUGUACAUAGUGGCGGAGCGAUUUUCUUUGAGAAGAUCUCGGGGUUUAAUGUUGAUGCCCCUGGCGCUUUCGACUGCUCAACCCAAAUGCGCGCACGCGCAUGUUCCGAGGUGCGAGCGAGCAUCUCGCCCUGGGACAUGGCCCAGCUGUCCUGUGCACUGCCGCCCUCUCCUGGGACCCUUGGAUGGCGGAUGCUCGUUUGUGGCCUCUGCCCAGGCCCACCGUAGCAGACAUGUUUCCAUCUUACAGUCUCCAAUAUCCUCAAGGUGAAGUGGACUCGGCUCUUCUUACCGUGCCACGCUCGAGGGAGUUGAUGACCCACUGGUAACUACCCAGGAACACGGCACCGCCAAUGCUGAUCCACAUGACCCUCGGGCCGAUGCCCGCAAAGAAGGGCCGCACACCGUGCUGCCGCAGGAUACCCGUGACGAUGUCCCAGACCCUCUGGCGCUCGGUGCUCAACAUGACCCUGGUCUUGAGCACGUCGAGCGGCGUGGUGACCGCGGCGGCCACACCGCCAGACACACUGCCGUACAGCGCGGACUCGGCGGCGCUGACGUCUGCCGUGCUUGUUGUCCCCGCCGCACCGCCACCACCAGCGCCGCCCUGGCUCUUCCUGGCGCGCGAGUACGACUUCAUGGCCUCCCACAGCGGGAACUGGAUCACGGUGAAGGGCACCUCGCGCAGGAUGGUGAUGCCCCACCCGCGGUAGAGCUCGCGCCACACGCCGGGCAGCCCGACCUCUGCGCGCCGCGCCAGGAUGGCCCGCAGGCUCGACAGCGAGGAGCCGCCGUGCUGGCCCGCCUGGGCGCGCUGCUUGACGACCUCGGUGGGCACGCGGACGGCGCAGGCGGCGACCUCGCCCAGGGACGCGGCGAGCAUGUGGUCCACCGCCCCACCACCACCACCACCACCACCGCCAGCCCGCCGCGCCUCGGCCAGCGCCGACUUGGUCGCCUCGUACGUGCAGAAGAAGAAGGCGGCGCCGGGCGCGGACCCGAGGGCCGCGGACCCAACGCCCCGGUAGAUGCCCCUGAACCCGCCCGAGGCGAAGAAGCCCUCCGAGGACUGCAGGCGCGUCUUGAGCGUGUCGAGGGGGAAGAGGGCCAGGUCGACCGUCGUGCCGGCGGCGCCGCCUGCGAGCAGGGCGUGGGUGAAGGGCGGGUUGGCCGGGGAGGAGGACAUUUUGGGUGAGCGGCUGCUUCGCCUUUUUUUCUUUUCUUCUUCUUCUACUUCUUUGGGGGCAGUUUCUCGGGGGGGGGGGGGGUCAAUUGGCAGGUUCGCAGGUCGGAGACGA
Diaporthe batatas is the source of this 4799-nucleotide messenger RNA. RefSeq lists its product as uncharacterized. The transcript has 6 exons. NCBI's taxonomy places the organism in Eukaryota, Fungi, Ascomycota, Sordariomycetes, Diaporthales, Diaporthaceae. Bases 371 to 3370 code for a protein of 999 amino acids. The record is from RefSeq and is a predicted model, not a curated record. Gene Ontology annotation, molecular function: ubiquitin binding. Gene Ontology annotation, biological process: protein deubiquitination; double-strand break repair via homologous recombination.